This is a messenger RNA of Vigna angularis (adzuki bean), 1764 nucleotides long. Its product is annotated as jasmonate-induced oxygenase 2. The transcript has 3 exons. The record is from RefSeq and is a predicted model, not a curated record. NCBI's taxonomy places the organism in Eukaryota, Viridiplantae, Streptophyta, Magnoliopsida, Fabales, Fabaceae. Bases 275 to 1351 code for a protein of 358 amino acids.
CUGAAUUGUCUCACCUUUUUUUUCUUUGCAUUAACUUAUCAAGCAUUCACACCUAUCAAAUCCCCCACGAAUUCCACGUUUCCUUCACUACUUGCGCCCACCUCUCUCUUUCACCUUCUCACACACCACGUACCCCAACUGUUACAAUGAAAUCAACACUUUUGUUUCCUAUUACUUCCUCACAUGUCUGUCUCUCUACACACACACAUAUAUAUAUAUAUCUCCAUGGUAUUAUGUUUCAUAGUAUCUACAAACAAACCUUGUUGUACCAAAAAUGACGAAAAGUAGUCCUCAAGAUUGGCCUGAGCCAAUAGUCCGGGUUCAGUCCUUGUCCGAAAGGUGCACGGAUUCAAUCCCUGAUAGAUAUAUCAAGCCCAUCAGUGACCGUCCAUCUUCUGCUGUUCUCGAUGAUGAUGCCAACAUCCCAAUUAUCGACCUUGCAGGGCUUUGCGGUGACCCAGAAGCCCGAGCCUCCACGCUGAGCCAAAUCUCUGAGGCCUGUAAUGAGUGGGGUUUCUUCCAGAUCGUGAACCAUGGGGUCAGUCCUCAGUUGAUGGACAUGGCUAGGGAAACUUGGCGCCAGUUCUUUCACAUGCCUGUGGAGGUGAAACAGCAAUACGCAAACUCCCCAAAAACUUAUGAAGGGUACGGUAGCAGGCUUGGAAUUGAGAAAGGUGCCAUUCUUGAUUGGAGUGAUUACUAUUUUCUCCAUUACCUUCCCUUAUCGUUGAAGGACUGCAACAAAUGGCCCUCUCAGCCUCCCUCUUGCAGGGAAGUGUGCGAUGAGUAUGGAAGAGAGGUGGUGAAGCUAUGUGGGAGGUUGAUGAAGGUUCUGUCGAUAAACCUAGGAUUGGAAGAGGAUGUUCUUGAGAAAGGUUUCGGAGGAGAAGAUGUCGGAGCAUGCAUGAGGGUGAAUUAUUACCCAAAGUGUCCACGACCAGAAUUGACGUUGGGUUUGUCAUCUCACUCAGAUCCAGGGGGUAUGACCCUCUUACUUUCAGAUGACCAAGUCCCUGGUCUUCAAGUCCGAAAAGGCGACAAGUGGAUCACGGUGAAGCCUCUUCCCCAUGCUUUUAUUGUCAAUAUUGGUGACCAAAUUCAGGUUCUAAGCAAUGGAAACUACAAGAGUGUGGAGCACAGGGUGCUGGUGAAUUCAAACAAAGAGAGGGUUUCCCUUGCUUUUUUCUACAACCCUAAAAGUAACAUACCCAUAGAGCCAGUGAAGGAGUUGGUGAAGCCAGAUAAACCUGCACUGUACACUCCCAUGACCUUUGAUGAAUACAGACUCUUCAUCAGAUUGAGAGGACCAUGCGGAAAAUCUCAUGUUGAUUCGUUGAAAUCUCCAAGAUGAUAUAUCGUUAUCAAGAACAUUGCAUGGAUUGUACUAUUAAUCAUAUAUAUGUAUGUGCACCAAACAUAUUAUCUCUUCUUCAUAUAUCUUCAGAUAUGUAAAUCCUGUACCUAGACACCUACUUGUCUGAACAAUUUGCCUAAAAAGUUAAACCACAGAGGAUAAUUUGGAUAAUAUAUAGAUAUGGAAUUGAUGUAAGAAAAAAAAACAUGUUAAUGGCUGAAUUUGAGUGGUCCACAAAAUUUAUACUUGUGUAAGUGUAAGAGAUUUGUGUCCCCAUGAUGACAGGGAGAAGUGCACCAUAAUUUUGGGGGCAACAUUGUAUGCUGUAUCUACUGUAUUAAUUGUAUGAGGCAAAGUUGCUUGCCAAGCCUGUUUCAAAUUCAAUGCACUAAAUUAAUUAUUGAACUCCA